GUAAACAAAGAACAGCUGACUCCUUCCUCCUCUUCCCGAUGUUGCUGCUGAGGGAAAUGCGAGGCGUCUGACACGUCUAACUAUAUAUAUGUAACCUUUUAGAAAAUCGAGAUCCCAAGAGACUGCCAGCCAUGGCUCUCAAUCUUCUGCCCAACAAUGCCAUGACAUUCACGGAAAACCAGCAUGGGACGGCAGUCUUGGAAAAGUUGCGUAGCCAGCGCGAGUUAGUGAGGUGCUGUGAUGUCAUCCUGCACGUGGCCAGCAAGCAGUUCCAGGCACACCGCUGUGUUCUGGCUGCUUGUUCUCCCUAUUUCGACUCUAUAUUCAAAGCCAGCAAAACAGUGAAGGAACAGUUGAACAUCAGCUCUCAGGAUCCAGAGGUGUUCCAGUGCCUCCUGACGUACAUGUACACUGGAACAGUUGUGGUGGACAAGACCAAUGUAGCCGAGCUCUUGCGUCUGGCAAACAAACUGCUCAUUGCCAAGCUGAAGGAGCACUGUGCAGAGUACCUAGAGAGAUACCUUGAUGCAGCCAACUGUUUGACAGUGAGAGAUAUGGCCACUAAAUUUAACCUUGAAUCCUUAGAGAAGACAACUGGGGGGUUCAUCAGCACUCACCUGGCAGACAUUGUGGAAGGGGAGGAGGUGCUGGAGCUCUCACACACGCAACUUGAAGACUUCUUGAGGUGUCCGAGCUGGGCCCUAGAUGAGGACCAGACCUUGCUCUUGGUGACACGCUGGGUUCACCACAACCCCAGCAGCAGAGAACGCAACCUACGAAGUCUCCUCACCUGGGUCCAGUGGUGCCGACUGAAUCCCCAGACGGCUAUCAAAUUGAUGCAGACCCAUCCUUUGUACUCCAACUCCAACUCGCUUCUGGCUCUUUUCUUCUUGCUAGAUGCUCUUAAUGAUAACCAGCUUCUUCCCUCGGACUUCCUUGCACCUUUCUACAAGUUAAAAGCAAAGUUCUGUCAGCCUUCUGAUUCCAUGGUUGACAAUGAGAGCUUCCUUAGUCUGGCCAUAUCCACUGCAAUUGACGGCCUCCAAGAAGAUCAGCUGACAAGUAACAGACCUCCUGAACCCUUAGUCACAAACACAGACUUCCCCUCCCAUGCUGCCCAUCCCUCACAAGCUAUCCAGGAGGUUUCCUCAGACAUGGAAGAAAAUCAGGUUAAUGCAGCAGCACUAGGAAACCAUCAUAAAAUUACUGAUUUCCAUGUAAGUUCGAGGAGAGGCUGUGAGGACGCUGAGGCAGAGCAGUGCCCCCAGUACGAGUUAUGUCGUGUGGUGGGACACAGUGCAGAAGACAUCCACAUCAAUCAGCCAAAUGUUGUGUUCUCACACCCAUCAACAUCAUCGACAAUAGUUGGAACCCAUGCACAUAUAUCUGAGGAUUCCAUUGGCGAAACUACAUCGGCUGAAGACAUAAGCUUUUCCUGUGAUAAUCAGGGUCACUUUGGCCCACCCCAUGCACGUACCAUGACACUGUGGCAUCAGGAACCACAGUACGCUAAUGAUGAGUCGCUUUCCUCUGAUUCUAGUCAUAUGUACCAAAGACAAGUUUAUGAACAAGGUUUUACCAUGAAGGUCUCAGAUUCAUAUAAUGCUAGAGUUAGUGCUCCGCUGGUAUAUUCUAGCAGAGAAAAUACACUGAAAAAUAUGUCAUAUUAUGUAAGUAACUACAAUCCUGAAGAUGACUUAACAGUUUCUGAUGAUCAGAGCACACAGUCUUUCCAGUAUGAGGAAAAUAUGAAUCCAGGUUUGAACUGCUACCCAUGUCGACCUCCAGAAGAAAAAGAAAACCAACAUCUGAUCCUCGAACCUCACCACAACCAAGAGAAUUAUACAAAAUCAUACUAUCAGGAUGAUUCUGCUAGUGCUCAGGACAUCAACUGCAAUCAGCGGGAGUUAUAUUACAAUGAGAAUUCAACUGACACUCAGAUAUCCAACUGCCCACAAGACAUGACAGUCCAGCACCAGUUCUCACAGUGCCAAAAGAUGAAGCAGGACCCAAGGGAUGAGAAGCAGUUGAUGGACAUUGAGGACCAAGGUGACCCUGCUCUCCAGGACAGAUUUCCAAAUGAGGAACAGCAUUAUGAUCACUACCUGAAAAGCAUAUCAGAGGAAAGGUUUCACAGGGCCCUCUCCAGGCCUAGUGAAGAAUCUCUGGAAACCAUUAGACAGAGGGACAUCGUACCUCAGAACAUGGUAUCAGAUAUGAAGCACGAGACUUCAGAGUGCAGUCUAGAUGCAAGAAGUGUGAUGAAUGAGGGUGAUCGAGGUCCAUUAUACAAGAAUUGCGUUGAAGAGAGAAACAUGUUUAAUGAGGCUGAAGGUUCUGGAGACAGAAGAAGCUUAGAGACAGAACUGCCCGAGGGCAUCACUCCUGACAGCCUUCAGCCUAUGCCUGCCCUUGAUGCAGAUGCUACUCCUCGCCAGGUCAAGUUUAAGAUCAACAGAACUGUAAAUUCCGGGAGUCUUUCAGGGUUUCUAUCAAGUGGAAGCCAGGUCAUAACACCACCAGAAGACUUAGGACACUCCAACAGGCUGGUUGUCAACACAGCUGACUUGCCGCAUUUUGAUGGUGAUAGCUUAAACCCAGAUGAUCCUGAAGCGAUAGUCCAGGAGGAAGAAACCGCUGUCAUAAAUAAGGAGGUUGAAGCCAGAGAGUGCCAAGAGGAAGAGACAGAUGGGUCAGAGGGGAACUUAGCACAAAGCAAGGAGGCAUGGAGGAGGACAAGUUCUCGGAUCAAGCCAGUGGAGAAAGCAAAAGGGGAGGAUAAACCUGCAACAACCGAGAGAGCGUGUGAACUGUGCCAAGCAACGUUCCCUCGCAUCAAAGAUUACUAUGUCCACAUGAGAGGCCACUUUCCAGGCCCGCCCCACCGCUGUGACACAUGUGAAGCAUCUUUCAAGCGCAUUUAUCACCUGUUGGACCAUCGGCUAACACACCAGGAAACCAAGACCCACAAAUGCCCGCACUGUCCCUUCAGCUCCCACAAGAAGUUCAACUUGACGGAACACAUGGCACUCCACUCCAAGAGCAGGAAGUACAAGUGCAAGACCUGUGGUGAUACAUUCUCUCGACUUCAAAUCUUGAAGGUGCAUGAGACAAAGCAUACCAAUGAGCGACCAUUCCUGUGUGAGACAUGUGGAUGGUCAGGCAAGACUAAAAAUGCUCUCAUUGUACACACUAAGAUGCAUACAGGUGAACUCCUCAGGUGCCAGUUCCAGGACUGCAGUUAUACCACAGCCAAAAAGUCACACCUCAAGGAACACAUGCAAGGACAUUCCAAAAGCCGGCCGUUUGUGUGCAACACGUGUGGCCGCAACUUCAUUACCAACAGUCACCUCCGUCGGCAUAUGAAAUUGCACCUGCCGGAGAAACCCUUCAAAUGUCCGCAGUGCGACUACUGUUCAGCCAGGCAGGACAGGGUCAAGGUUCACAUUAAGAAGAAACAUGCCCCAAAGGAAAUGGCGAAGGCCCCUGCACGCAAGCGGCAGACCAAGAAGAAGAACUCUACCCUCCACACAAGCGACCAAAAUACCGAGGAGGUCCACAAGGUCAUCGCCAGUAAUGCUGAUUGUUCGCAGGGGGACAUCUUCUCAGACCUGGAGAAUACGAAUGUGUCUCUCCAGCCGCAGCUUCCCAGCACCCCUCCUCCGACAACACUUUCAGAAUACCCCCCAAGCCCCUCCUAUUCAUACCAAACCCAGUCUGCCGCUGAGGACCCACUCAUGAUAGUUCCAGACAUGACCUCAGUGACAGAGGGGUUCACGCAGCUUCCCCAAGCCUCGCCCUUGCACCGAAACCUCAGCUCAACCCUCAACUACGAUGGAAGUUACCAUAGCCCACAGUAUCAGACGUCACCAUCACACUUUGCGUCACUCUCCCCUUCCCAUGCAACCCUCUCAUAUGCAAACGGACACCAUCAGGAAGAAAGCCCUCUCAAUUUUGCAGGAUAUAUGAAGUAUGAUUAAAGCAAUUUGUU
Messenger RNA from Penaeus vannamei (Pacific white shrimp), 3991 nucleotides. RefSeq lists its product as uncharacterized. Lineage: Eukaryota; Metazoa; Arthropoda; Malacostraca; Decapoda; Penaeidae. Gene Ontology annotation, biological process: regulation of transcription by RNA polymerase II. Gene Ontology annotation, molecular function: protein binding; DNA-binding transcription factor activity, RNA polymerase II-specific. The record is from RefSeq and is a predicted model, not a curated record. Gene Ontology annotation, cellular component: nucleus.